Molecule: messenger RNA, 3966 nt
Organism: Cladocopium goreaui
Lineage: Eukaryota; Dinophyceae; Suessiales; Symbiodiniaceae
Source: the annotation of a GenBank genome assembly
AUGACAUGGGCCGAGUCCAAGGUCAGCAUCUUAUGUUCAAUUCAAUUUCUGCAUGCAGCAGGAGAUCAGGAUCUUCCGGGAAACUGUUCCACGAAUGAAGAGGGCCGGAAGACGGGAGGCAAUGCCUUCAUCCAGUAUCGUUCGAAAUCCAUGCUGAGUAAUGACUUUGAAGUGCCCGUCUCCUGGGUCUCUGGGCCUUUCGGCACAUGCAUUCGUGCUUGUCCUGGUUCGAGGCGCGCAUUCGGAAGAAAUCCUGCCUUUCAGAAGCGUGAGGUGAAGUGCUACUCACUGAAUGCUGAGCAGCUUGAGGAUUUCAGAUGUGAGCAUUUGAUGAAGCCUCAGAAGUACAGGCGUUGCCACUGUGGAGUCCUUUCGUGCCCCAAAGACUGCAACGACUGUGAAGAUGACGAGCAGAGGUAUUGGGGGGCUGGAAUCUCCAAUCGCAUAAAACUUCGACGCCCUCAGCAUGUCGCCACCGGCAGCAAAAUCGGCAGCAUCCGCAUCCUCAGCAUCAUUGGCGUCGUCAAUAGCGCAUACUUCAAGUCACUGGUGCAGCGCGACAACUCAGAAUUUGGAGAAAGCCGGGACAGCGAAUUUGAGUUGGUCGGCUGCUUUCCACUAGGAGAUGGGGACGUCACUGGUGAAACAGAAGAGGCAGCGGACUUCAAAUGCCGAGACUGGACGGAUGACAGCGCUGCAUGUCGAAGCGGUUUGCCGUUCUACCGUUUGCAAACGAACCACGACAUGACGCCAGAGCUUUGCUUUGAAUUUUGCAUCGGUGCUGGAUUGGAUCUGUUUGGCCUGGUGGGCGAAGAAUGUCGCUGUGGUGCCUCCCUGCUCAACAAAGACGUGUGGCAGAUGGCGGCUCCACGAACGACGGGUCUAUUGCUACCAUUGGCCAAGCAGCUUCCCGACACAGAAAUGCAAUGCCCUGUUCGUGUCUACCGGUGGAUUGGUCCUUUCGUUUCAGGGGGCUCUGUGCCCGAGCACUUGCAAAUGUUGCAUGUUGGCAACACCAUCUACGUGGAUUCCAUUGUCACUGGAACCGACAUUUCUGAAGAACAGGAGGAAGACGGACAGAUCCCACCGGAGUUACUUCAGAAGUUCGAUGCCGAGAGUCAACAGAUCCGAAAGGAGCGCGCAGCUUCAGGAAUCGAAGACCCUGUCUGGGACAGGCCAUGUGACGAUGACGAUGGUUGCCAAGCGGCAAGGCCGUGGAUCGAACGCACCACUGUAGCUCCAGAGGGCAUGCUCAGCCAAUGGCAAGAGUAUGUCAUGGUACGCUACAAGUUCGAUGCAGGUGUAGACGACACCCGCAAGGAAGCUUUCCGCGCUGCCGCAGCAGACUGGCGCACGCACACCUGCAUCGCAGUGGUGGAGGAUGAUAACGCGGCAUAUCCUUACAUCCUGGUGGGCAUCUAUGACACUGGCAGCUGUUGGGCCUACUUGGGACGACCUUCGUCUUACCACAAGAUCAACCUGGGAUGGUGCAAAACCAUGAGCCACAAAGGAUCAAUGGUCCAUGAACUUGGCCAUGGUUUGGGCAUCAACCAUGAGCAAAAGCGUGCUGAUGGCUCCAAAGAAUAUCAUGGCAAGGGACCACAUCUGGAGAUGUUUUGGGAGAAUACUGGACAGUGGACAAGUCAGUACACCCCUGCCACCAAGACCUACAUCGGUUCUGCAGAUGAUGGUGGAGACGAUCCUCAAAUUGGCUAUGCUCCGUAUGACUUUGAGAGCAUUAUGCACUACUUUCGACAGCGAAACUCCGACCGCACUGUCAACGACGGCUGGUACUUCAACACCAUUCCGUCGUCCGGCCAGAGCCUCGUAGGCAACCGACACGCCUUGUCCGCAGGGGACGUCAAGCAAGCUUUGGAUGCAUAUCGAUGCAGAGCACCAGCCCCUACAACGACUACCACGACUACCACUACUACCACCACAACAACCACCACGACAACCACCACGACAACCACCACGACAACCACCACGACUACAACUACGACAACUACGACAACUACGACACCUACGACAACUACGACAACCACCACGACAACCACCACGACUACAACUACGACAACUACGACAACUACGACAACUACCACACCUACGACAACUACGACAACUACGACAACUACCACACCUACGACAACUACGACAACUACGACAACUACGACCACAACCACCACAACCACCACAACCACCGCAACCACCGCAACCACCACAACCACCACAACCACCACAACCACAACAACGACAACUACCACAACUACCACCACCACUACGACAACCACGACUACGACUACAACUACAACCACAACUACUACAACCACAACCACCACAACGGCAACUACCACCACCACAACAACAACUGCUACUAGCACAACGACAACUACCACACCCACAACCACCACAACAACAACUACCACCACUACCACAACCACGACUACAACUACAACCACAACUACUACAACCACAAUGGCAACCACCACAACGACGACCACCACAACAAUUGCGUCUUCGACCGCAACGCUGGAAAUCCGCGAAGUCACGCUGAGCAGUUCAGCAUGGGUCAGUAUUGACUUCACGAAACCUUUCGCAGAAGUUCCAGUGGUAGUCGUGACCCCAACGGAGACAGGAACUACGGAUCCAGCAUCCAUUCGGCUGAAAGACAUCACUACCUCAGGGUUCUCAGCAAUUGUUGCCAAACCACCCAACACAGCUGUGGGUGAUGACACCAUGACAGUGACUUUCCUGGCAGCUGCUGUGGGGGUGCGCCAAGUUGGAGGACUUUGGGUGGAGGUUGGCACAAAGAGCACCCGCAGAUUGAUUUACAACCGCAAGAAGUGCAAGGCAAGAGGCAUUCCCCGCAAAAAGUGGCAAAAGAUUUCCUUUGCGCAUGAGUUUGCAUCACCGCCAGCCUUUCUCACCAGCAUUCAGACGCUCAACAACGAAAAUGGUCUGCCAGAAACCAGCUCAGAACCUUGGUUCACCGUUGGUGUGAACCGCGUGAAAGAGGCUGAAGCAUGGGUCUCUUUGGAGAUGGCGGAGACAUCAGAGCAUGGUGGCGCACAGGUGGACCAGGAUGAAGUGGUGGGCUACAUUGCUAUCGAAGAUGGUGUCGCGACCUUGCAAUCAAGCACAGGCACGGUGACCAUGGCAGCUGUGGUGUCGGGACGCACCGUUCGCGGUUGGAGCAAUGGAUCAUAUGAUGUGCCAUUGGGCACCGACCUAUCAGUUGGUGCCCCAUUGGCCGUGGCAAGCCAGUGCACACACACUGGCAGUGAUGGUGGCUGGGCACGUGUUCGAGGAGUUUCAUCAUCUGCUGUCAAAGUGGCCAUCGACGAGGAUGUUAACUGCGAUGCUGAGAGAAGCCACACGAGGGAAAUUGUGAGCGUUUGUGCAUUCUCUGGCCCUUUUGUUCUUUGAAAUGUUUAUUUGUCCUGCAUGACAAUUCGAAGCCUGGGCAGUCCUGGAGAUCUGCAAAGUACAGGAACAAGGCGCUUUGCAUCAGAAGAUCUCAGAAGAUCUCAGAAGGUUCUUUCUGGGUCUGCCAGGGCUAAAAUUUGCUCAGAAGCAUUAGGUCGAGUCAGCACCAGCGAACCCAAAGGUUGCUCCCCUGAGCCUGUUUGAAAGCUGUGCUGAGAUACUGUGGCUUCUGAUUCAAUUCUAGUUGCAACCCAGAGAAUUUCAAACCUGGUGAUAAUACAAGAAAGCAGCCACCUACACCCGUCACAACGCUGGGGAGGUGCUGCGGAUGUCUAGAUCCAUCUGCCUAGGUUGUGGCCACUGCACAGUGGCCUGGCUCUACAUGAGCAGCUUUGGCUAAAUGUAGAGGUGUUUGAAUCCCGGCAUUGGAUGAUGAUUAGUGUCCCUCGAGCGAGCUACACUAUCCAAACCCUCUCAAUCCAUGAAGGGGUGGACCUACCUUGACCAGUCAGACCAAUGCUCGUCUGACUGCAAAAGUCU